GAAAGGGAAAAGAAAAAUACUUGUUUUUCUAGCUCUGUGUCUAGAAGUUAAAAUCUUCCAAUUUAUUUUCUGGCUUUAGGUGGGGAUUUUAUUUCAGAGGUGUUACUCACUCUAUGUCUGAAAAGACGAGCUGUAUCCAUGAGUGCUUAAUAGUGGCUGCUUGCCAGAGAACCCUGUAACUCACCCUGCACUGUCUCCAGAAUAUAAAACCUGUGCUAGAGGCCUGCAGGGAAGAGAGGACAUUUUGUCUGGUUUCUCUGCUUGACUUUGGAACUACCUAAAGCAGCCUCUUACAAGGGCUGUUUGUAUCCUUGCCAUGAGCAGGCAGUAGGAGUCACAGGGUUCACAUGGCCUCCUUACCCUUUUUGCAUCACUUUCUUUGAAGGCACCAGUCUGCUUCUCCCUGUCUGUGCUAUUCCAAGAAGAAGAUACGUACAGCCAGAGGUGCACAACAUUCACUUCUGGGACUAUUGACCUGCCUUUGUACUUAUUAAAGUUUCAUUGGAUGUGAUUGCCACAUGAGUUCCUCAAGGACAAUGGACCCUAAAAUGAGAGAGGCUGAAGGAGAUGGAGAAGACAAUUCAGGAAAGAAAAAAUCAAAGUUCAAAUCUUUCAAAAAGUUUUUUGGCAAAAAGAAAAGGAAAGAGUCGUCAUCUUCUGCGAGCAGCAGUCUGAAGCUGUGCCAGUCAACAAAUGAUGUCGCGGCCUCUCAUGACACACGCACUAGUUAUGAUUCUGAAGAUGAGCUUGAGACACAUAAAGGCAUUAUGGGAAGCAGAGCUUUGUCACAUGAUAGCAUUUUCAUCCUGGAGACUGGGCAAGAGCCUGCAAGGCCAGUAAGAGUGUUUUCUCAAGAAAACAUUUCUGAUCGGAUUAGAGCUUUACAGCUGAAACUCCAGCCUACCAUGAAAUUGGGACCUCCGCCUCCAUUUGGACUUCAUGCAAAGAGAACAGAGGAUGCUGGGACCAGUUCUGAAGAUGAUGGAUUACCCAGGAGCCCUCCAGAAAUGUCUUUGCUUCAUGAAAGCCUAAGCUCAGGCAUGAGAACAAGAUUCUCUGACUCUCACAGGCACCUUAGCUCUUUGAGUUUAGCUGGAACAGGCAGUGAAGAAGAAGAACAGAUUACAUUGGGUUCUUCUAGGUCUCACUCCACAGACGGCCAGCUGUUCCUUAGGCACGGAAGUAGCAAAGCUGGGUCUCCCCGGACAUCUGACAGCACCAUCUCCCCUACAGCCAAUUUUGACACUCCACCUGAGCUUUCUGCUUUCUUGGAUAAUUCUGCUGCUAAGCAUAAGCUUUUAAUAAAACCCCGGAACCAGAGAUCCAGCAGAAUGAGAAAAUUUUCUCAGAGGACCCAGUCUGAAUCUCUGACUGAUUUGAGCUGUACCCCAGAGGAAGACGAAGAGGAUGAUGCUGUAUUCAAGCCCAGCAAUCAAGAACUGCCAUGCAGCCCAGCUGCAACACAGGAUGUGGCUUUCUGGCCAAAGCCCAAAAUGCCUGAGGACCACCCCCCUGCUCUGAGACCAGUGGUGACUCAGCCUGCUUCCGAGCCUGCUGAUGGACAGGAAACCCUGCUAGCAGAGAAUCAGACAGAGGACUGCCAACCAGCCCUGGAAAUGACGUGUGAGGAGCCUGAGUCCUCACUGCCAUCAGAAGGCAAAGACUCUGCAAGUUCUUCCUAUUCCAGUUCAGACAGAGGAGCACAAAAGCAAGAAGAUUCCUCAGAAACUCUGGUUCUGUUGUCUGGAGACGGGUCAAUCAAUAUUGUAAAUCAAGAAAAUAAGGAUCUUCCUACUGUGUUCCCAUUAAACAAAUUACCUUCUGAAGAAAAUAUUUCAAUUAGUAAGAAUAGUAUUGUUUGCUUGGGAAGGUCAGAAGAAAAUAAGCAGAAGGAUGAUCAGGUACAUGUGGAAAUGCCCUGUAAUAAAGGGACAGACAAAGAGUUUACUCUAUUGUCAGGGUCCAGCAAGGAGUGUUUCAUGGGUUCUUCCCAGCCCACAGACUCAUUGCAUGUUUCACAUCCUGCUUCCUCAAUGCAGAUGGGAUCACCUACUUUCGGCUCUCUAGAGAAAAUAAAGACUGCACAGGAGGCAGCUGCUUCUGAGAAGGAGAACAAGGAGGAACAGUUGGGGAAGAAAGCUGAAAAAGCAGUUAAUGAACUCAAUGCCUUCAAAAAGUUUUCUGUUUCCUCUGCACGGGAGAGACCAAGCACCAGAAGCUUGUAUUUCCCAGAAAGAUCAGAGUUGGAAAGCUCAUUAAAUACUGGAUUCUUCCUGUCCAAAGCAAAGGUCUCCUCAAGAAAUGAGAAGUGGCAAGAUGACUUCCAGAAGGGAUCAGAUCUGGACAAGGAAAAAAGUAGCAGCAAAAAGGAAACUUUGCUGCCAGAAUCCUACUCUGAGAACACAGGCCAAUCUACAGAAAGUUUGGCUGGUUAUAUUUCCCCAGCUGUUGAUGAAGUACCAAUGCCAAACAAUUCUUCAGCGGUAUCUCAGAAUCAGCCAAGUUUUAAAGAUAAAAGUCCUUUUCAAGUGAAACUUAGAUCCACCUCACUGUCCUUGAAAUAUGAAGACAACUCACCAGCAGAAUCAAAAGGGAUUAAAAGAUACAGUGCAGAAUUUAAUUUAGAAAAUGAGGGAUUGCCUUCUUUUCUAAGAGGUGAUAAGGCAGAGAUCAGAAAAACAGCCAAUACAAAUACUGGUGAUUCUUUAAAUGAGAAGAUCAAACCCAAAGCAAAGUCCUCUGAGCAGCUUAGUUGCAAACCACCAUUGCCUAAAAAGCCAGUGUUGCAAAGCAUAACCAUUCCAAACACUGCUGCAAGCAAGGAGAAGCAGGACAAAGCUAUUCACUCUCCUGAAUCCAGAAAUGAAGACAGAGACCUGGAGAAACAGUCAACUGCUUGUAAAGUGCCUGAGAAAAGUGUGUCUUCCCCCACGGCUGCAGGAGACCCUGGAAAAGAUCCUGACACUCCUACAGAGCCAGCCUGGAUUUCCAUUGCAAGGCAAAAGCAGAGGGGCAUGCACCAGGAGAAGGAACUCGACAGAGGAAAGCUCCUGGCUCCAGAUAAUGAGUCAAACACAGAGAAACAGAAUAAAGGAAAGGAACAAACAGAGGGGGCAGUGAAACAACAAUGGAGUAAACCUUCACACGUGGCACCUAAAACCACUUCUGAAGAGCAGAGGAAAGACAUAAAGUCUGAAACAAAGUGCCUGCUGAGAACCAAUUCAUUGUCACAUUGUGUCCCUGUAGCUCCAUCACCUGCACUGGUGGAUAAGGAGGAAACAAGCCACUUGAAGAAAGCCAGUAAUGCUGCUCCCAGUCAGCCAUCGUGGAUGGAGCUGGCCAAAAAGAAGUCUCAAGCUUGGAGUGAUAUGCCGCGGAUUAUAAAAUAGAACCAUGCAAACAAGGAGCAUCUUUCACAACUACUUGACUGAACUCCUACAGACCAGCAAAUCACAGUGAAGAAUCUCUUGAUACAGAAGGGUUUUAUUAUGCAGCUGUGGAGAAAGUGUGCAAUAGGUGCAGUCAAAAAGUUUACCUUCAAUUUUGUAGCAAUCAGAAUUGCAAUAGCAAUGGAUUACUUAAAUUAUGCUAAGGAUGUACUUACACUUUGGAAAAUAAAACUUUUGCCUUAUGUAUUUCCUGCAUUUUCUGCUUUUACUGAUGUUUGUAUCCAAACAGGAUCUUUGCUAAACUUUGCUGAACUUCUGUUGUUGCUGGAAAAUUCUAUUUGUUACGGUUUUCUCUGUUUACAGAUAUAAAUUGUGCCCUUACAUCCUGAUUCUCUUGAUGUGUUUCACUGGAAUCACGGGACACGCUUUCUGCCAAAGCCUUUAGGCCCACAGAGAUACUCCUGAAUAGCUGCUAGUGAGUGCUCCAUUAGAAUGUGUUGCUUGAACUUCAGGUUUGCCUAGCUAAGCCACUGGUACAGUUUCUGGGGUUAGGUUGCAUUUUGGGAGGCACAAAUAUGCACAUUUAUGUGUGAUCAUAAAAAAAAUUCUCCUUUCUUUCUGUGAGUAGCCUGGGUUGCACAGUGUUUUCAAGCAGACAAACAGUAAGGAAAUGGAACUGCAGUUGGAAACUCAUCAAUAUAUUCACAGUUACUUUCCUACCUGGGUUCAUCUGGCUGCAACUGGCUUUCCUUCCUGUGGAACCUCAUGCCCAGUCAGGAAGAUGGUAUUAGUAACAAUGGUCAAUAUGAAUUUAAUUAAAAAUUAAGAACUGAAAAUACUGGAGCUAAAGUUCAAACUGAAAUGCUGGGGAAAACUGUGAAUUUCAUCACAGUGCCAGCUUCACAUAUCACCCCCCACAUAAUCUUAAUUCCUCUCAUUAAAAACCAGUAACAUACAGAUGGCAUGUCUGUACUUGACUACCUUUAUGUAACAUCCUCGUGCUCAUUGGCCUGAGCCUCCCCCACCAGUUUGUGACUCCCACUCAUGAAGUCUCAGCUCUUCACCUUUGCUUGUUUAACAAGAUUGACAAGAUAAAUCAUUUACUGCUGAUUGACAGAAACUACUCUGAACAUAUUUUAAGACUUCCCUAUGAGUUACAGAAGCAAAGGACAAACCCUGUGAUGCCCCACUGCUAAGACAAGCAUUUCAUUUUGUGUAUGCAUGAGUGAAGUACUACCUUAGCACUGCAAUCCCUAGGUUUAUUUAUGUUUAUAUUAAUGGUUUUGUUUUUAUUAUCACAUUACAUUCUCUUUGGAAAAAUGUGGGGACACUUUAGGAAACAUAGGAUUUUCUAGCACCUGUGUUUGCAGUUUUGAAAUCUUGUCUUCUCUACAGAGACAAGAAGGAAAACCUGAGCCCUCUUGGUAAUGACAACUGCAUUUAGUAAUGAAUAAAGAAAUAGAGAGCUGAACACGUGAACAUCCAAGAUGCUGUUAAAGGCUUUCAGUCAGGUUGUCUUCCAUUGUUAAAAACAAGAGGAGGAAGAGCUAGUUUUAUGUUUGCAGAGCUUAGGACAGAGCCAGUGAGCCUGCACUGCUGUUGGGCUCAGCCUGCAUGGCUGCUGGGGUCGUGGAUGGGCCCAGACCUGCUGCAGCCCAUCGCAGAGCUGUCAGCAGCCCCGACCCAAACAGGGUUCUGCUGCUGUCCCGACCCAAACAGGGUUCUGAUGCUGUCCCAUUCCUGCACAUGGCAAGAGGCAGUGGGAGAUACCUGCUGAAAUCACCACAGCUCUCUGUCAGACAGAUCCACAGCAGAAAUGGUAACUUAAUUACAGGACAUGCAGCCUUGGGCUCAAUUGCCCGAAGGUUGGUUGUGCAAAAAACUUUCACACUUCUCCCCCAUGAGCAAGCAUGCACAGUCCUUAAUCUCAAGUGAUAUUUUUUUUUUUUUGUUUUGGUAUUAAUAUUCUAGGACCUACAUUAGAAAUAUACACAUUUUUGAGAUACAUUAAAACUAUCUUAACACUCUCUCUUUUCAAACACCCUUUCUGAAAUAAAUAAAUUAUUAGCAAAAAGUGUAAUGUUAUUACCUUUUGCAGCAAUCUUGAAAAAAACCCCAAUUUCUCUAUUCAAGGAAUAUAACAUAUAAAAAAAGACCAAAUUUGUACCCUCUAAUUAUUGCCACCCCAUGAAAAGGUUCCCAGGAAAUAUAGUUAAAGGUACGUUCAGUCUUCUUACAAUUCCUUCUCUUUUGAAACAAUUAAAACUGCAAGAACUUUUGCAAUCAGUGGUCUUCUUCACAUUCUCCCACCACUGCAAUGGCCUUGGCCUUUUUGCAAGAAAAGCCACUUGGCUACUUGAACCUCUGAUAUGACAGCCAGGGGAAUUUUUAUUUUCUGAUAGUGUUGUUCUGUCUCCAGAUCUCUAAGACAAAGGGUCAUGCAAGUAGGACUUGCUACAGGUGUUCUGCAGCUGGUAGGCAGAAAAUAGUUUUCAAACUCAUGUAUUUUUCUUUGGUGAAAUGGCUCAUUUGUGGAAAUAGAAAGAUGCAAAUAAAAAUAUAGUUCUCUCCCCUGUA
Zonotrichia leucophrys gambelii is the source of this 5966-nucleotide messenger RNA. It is a transcript of the gene CRACDL, whose product is annotated as CRACD like. The coding region runs from base 519 to 3389 and encodes 956 amino acids. The record is from RefSeq and is a predicted model, not a curated record. The transcript is spliced from 12 exons. Lineage: Eukaryota; Metazoa; Chordata; Aves; Passeriformes; Passerellidae.